AUGUGACCUACCAGCCUAACUUCGUACCGACCAACCUGACGAUCGUCAAAACAUGGUCAUCUCUCAAUACUGCAACAUUCGUUCUUGUUUCUUGUUCAGUUGAGGCUGCAUCUUGAAUCUUCUUGCCUAUCCGCCGUGUCCCUGCGUUGUUUUGCCAUUUGACUUUUUAUCUUGGACACUCAAAUCGGUGGUUGCCCCAUACCUAUAGUGCUAUCUGCGCGUGCUUCCGGCUGCGGGCUACACUAUCUGACUGUUAUUAUUAUUCCUCCUUUCGGUGUCUGGCUGCGGACUUUCGGGCUUCACCAAGAACCCAACUGCAAACUCAAUCACCAUUCACCAUUCACUUCAACCAUCCGCAUCUCUAUACCUCAUCGAAAUCGACGAUGAACUAACUGCGAUAUCGAUCUUGUUCAUCUGCCAAGUACCAUGGCUCCGUCGGAGCCAAAUCCACGACGUGGAGACGACACCAACAACAGCCAAGUCAAUACCGAACCAUUCCCCUCGAUCCAAGUGACCAGCGACAACGGUACAACUUCUACCACAACCACAACCACCGUCGGUCCUACCAUCACCACCACCACAACCUAUCCCUCCCGCGGCGGAAGACCAUACACCGUCACCUCCUCGUCUCCCUCAUCUUAUGUCCCAUCCCCAACGCCCGCUUCUCCCGUCAUAGUCAGCCAAACCAUCACCCCCGUCCCUUCGAACUCGAAUCUCGCAGGCCCAGCGGCAGCGGCUUCAACUGCCCCCCCGCUUGUCUCUCGUCCAACGGUGAAUAGGAUUCGUCCCAUUGGCAUCAGACGAUUGCCUUCUUCCAAUCUAGUCCGUGUUCCAACAAACGGUUCAAACGGCGAUGUCUCAGAAUCUACCACCCAAACCUCUAGGAGAGGAAGAAGUUCCUCCGCUCCACAGCACUAUCUCGGUGGUGCUUCGGGCACAACAAAUAACCUUACCAGACAAACAACCAGGAACUCAACGUUGGCCCCUGUCGUUGAACAUCUAUCAACAGGGGACGCAACACCAGACCGGGACACUCUCAAUGUCCCUGACAGCACGCCUAGCCGAAGGCGCAGUGUCAGUAACGCGGCACGGUCGGUCAUGAGCAGGUUCAGCGAUCGUUCGAGAGAACGGGAUGAGCCCGAAUAUGACGAUCAAGUCGUGGAUCUCUUGGAUGUCCUAGAUCCUGAGGUGUCCACCUUGACCACCCUGACCAACGUCCAGAAUUCCCUGUUCGUGCCAGACCUAGGGCGAUGGCUCAACAGACGGCCGACAUACGAACUCAGCAGUCGACGAUCGACCGUCAGCCGACGACCAGAACCUGGAAUCCCGGAGAAAGACAGCUUCGGCAUGAGCCCCAUCCAGAGCGAGCCUACACACACGCCAGCGGAAGAGCAGGAACCUCUUGGGACCACUCCCAGCAUCCAGCGCACCUGGUCCUGGCAAAGGAAGCCGCAGAUUGAGCGAACACACAGCAUUUCGUCAGUGGUCUCAGACUCGCACUAUGCCGUCCUGCCUCAUGGUGUGUCGCUCGAAGGCUGGAGUGACGAGGACAAGGAAGCCUUGGACGAUCACGUCCGGCACAUGUUGCACUCGAAACGAUCAAAAUUCAAGCAGAGAAUGGUGGCCUUUGGGAAAUAUGUUCGGAAGCCACUGGGAUUCUUCGUCACGCUGUAUGCCGUGCUCAUCACCCUAUUUGGUCUCGCGUGGGUGUUGUUUCUGAUUGGUUGGAUCUAUGUCGGCGACCGGCAGCUGUACAUCAUCAACAUCAUUGACAACGUAUUGGUUGCGCUCUUUGCGAUUGUCGGUGAUGGACUAGCCCCCUUUCGAGCGGUCGACACAUACCAUAUGAUCUACAUUGCUCAUUACCACCACUUGACCUGGCGGCUCCGCCGGGAACAGGCGCUGCCGACCCUGCACGAUCACAACGAUCUUCCCGCCAAGGUUAUAGACAAUGUCGACCCUGAGGCGCAAAAGGCUGAGGAUGCCGAGUAUUCAGUCCUGACGCUUCAGCAGCAGCAGAAGUUGGUGCACCACCAGGCCAAGUUCUCCAAGUCGCACUCUUUCUACAAGCCGCACGAGACGCCGACGCACUACGCCUUUCCCUUGCGUCUGUUGGUCGCCAUUGUGGUCUUGUUAGAUUGCCACUCCCUGUUCCAGAUUGCGCUCGGCGCCUGCACGUGGGGCAUCAGCUACCACUAUCGGCCUGAAGCGCUGACCGCCACCAUCCUAUCAUGUUCUAUCACCGUCAACAUCACCGCCGGCAUUUUGAUCAGCGUGGGUGACCGCAAGACACGCAAGAAGGACGUGGCCCUCCGAAUGAUGAGGCAAGAUUUGACCUCGACAGCAAUGAAAAAGGUGGAGAAGCACAAGAAGGACAGAGCGGAGCAGUUGAGAACGGCAUCCAACCAGGAAAACUUUGAGGUGAUCGACGAGGAAACGGCGGACCAGGUCAAGCCACGCUCGCCAUGAGCAUUGUGCGCUUGCACCCUCCGCAAUCUUCCGGCGUCUUGAUUGUCUUAUCGAGCCGCAGUGACAUGUGGAAAAGAGAUGCCCGCUUGCACGCAUAGCCCGCUGUUUUGAAUAUUAGCACCGGCGUUUGUUUGGCUGAUGGAGGGCCCAUGGCAAUGUAAUUUGGGAAAGUCCGGCUUAAUCUGCCCACUAUAAUUGGAAAGUCAUCAUCGGUCAAGCCGGUGGUCGUUCGGCACAGUUGAACCAGAAGAGUAGCCUCGUCACAUGCCGGGGCUUGCGAGCAUGUUCGAGACCCAGAUAUCCCUGUUGGGCGCAUGAUUCAGACUUUAAUAGAGACUUACUCGGAUGUUGAGCGUCGAACAGCUGGCGCAGGACUGUUGGCAUUGAGUAUUGAACCUUGGACUUAACAAGGUCCGCCAGCGGACAUCAGGCCCGUGUCACCGUACAGUAUGUCCGCACAGAUACACACGUCGACAGAUGGAGCCGCGCAGGUCCUGGAUCGACCGUUGGCCUAUACUGUGAUUUGAUUAGGGACGUAUCUAUGUACAGUACGUUCACGGACUAUGUUCCUCUUCUUUUCCGUGAUUAUUAAACUGCGUGAGUUUGGAUGGACAAAGCCAAGUCCGGCGAAUGAAUUUCCUUUUGACAGAAGCGGGUGUGAGUCGUAAGGAUCUGAGGGUGGGUGGCUGAUGAUGAGGUCGGGGCAAGUCGGGG
Molecule: messenger RNA, 3183 nt
Organism: Exophiala mesophila
Lineage: Eukaryota; Fungi; Ascomycota; Eurotiomycetes; Chaetothyriales; Herpotrichiellaceae
Exons: 4
Coding region: 427-2469 (680 amino acids)
Source: RefSeq, a predicted model, not a curated record